AUGGCUGCUGAGAACGGUUCGCCGGCUCGCGACCCUACCUCCAGCGGGUUCCGUGGUCGCGGUCGAGGCGGACGCGGCGGCCGUGGGAGAGGUAGAGGAGGCGGCAGAGGCGCUUCCAGUGCCAAUGUUACCAAAUCUACUACCACUCGCGGAGGACGCGGUGGCACUCGAAGAGGGCGAGCAAAGAAUUUCCAAGAUUCUCGCGUCCAGGCCGCCUAUGAGCGCCAGCGCGAUCUCAAGGCCACAUACCAGGCUGUUGCUCAGGCUUUGAAGCCCGCCCUGCAAGAACUGGCCGAGCGCAACAUCGAUGAUCUUCUGCAGAAUCCUGAGCGUCAUGCAGAAGUCGAGGAGCACUAUCCCGUCAUUCGCCAGCUCCAGGCGAAUUACACCAACAGAUUAGCUGAGCAUGACAAGCGGCUUGAAUGCGACCUCAACCUGGCAGAGUCCAACUACAACCACGAGCAAUAUGUCAUUGAGCAGGAAUUCAAUAACGGAGUCGAGGAACUUUUGGAGCAAUUUUAUGAUGGCCAAGAAAAUCGUCUUCGCAUCCUUGCCGCUUUGCAUAGCAAAGAUUUACCUGUUGAUAUUCGUGAUGACCAGUACGAGUAUAUCACAAUCACUGAUGACCAUUUCGACAAUGAGUUCAAUCUAUAUGAACCCAUGAAAGACGGUCACCUCGUGCCCUACCCAUCACGCGUCGAAGGGACGGAUAUGUGGCAGAAGGCUCGCGAUGCUGAGGCUGAGGCUGCCGCCGCCGUUGCCGCCGCCGCCGCCAGCUCAGCUUCCUCAGGCCUCUCCGCCGCGCCUACCAGAGGGAGGGGCCGAGGCCGAGGAGGUAUCAGGCGAAGGCUCCUGGAGCAGCCAGAUGGCGCCACAACCCCCAAGAGAUCAUCACGUCUCGCCGCAGACGAUUCGCAGCUUCUCACAAACAUCCCCAUUGCUCCCGCCAAGGGCCUCCUCGCUUCUGCUGCUGAGGUCGAGAAGGCUCCAGAGGGGACACCAGGCGAAGAAGAGUCUGCUUCAGGCACUCCUGAACCAUCGGGCUUCUUCUCUGCUAUGCAGGCUAGACAGCAAGGCAGGCUUGGCACUCGAGAGAAGAGUCCACCGUUGCCGAAGCAUGUCGCCGAACCAGAUGAGCAUGGUGUUCGCGUAUACAACCAGCGACCCUCUGUGCGAGACAAGAUCCUCAACAGCCGCAUCAUCGCCCCUCAAAGUGUCAUAUUUGAUGAUCUUGACAUUGGGUUCCGUGACAGCUCCAAUGAUUCAUCCAAGGGUCAUACACGCGCCAAGCGUGGAAAGUAUCUGGACACUCCAAACAGUAAUGGGUUUCACAUUGAUCACUGGUGUAACGCUUUCGACUACUCUUCCCUCACCCCCAAAGAUUUCGAUGCAGAGCUCGUGAAGCGACAUCGGGUACAUCCAAAAUACGGUAUCUUCCUCCCUGACAGCUGCAACGAGAAUCCAGGUACAAAGCCGUAUAACAUGCCUGGAAAGCCAAUCGUUUUCAUCGCCAACCCCUCUGGCCGUAUCUCGCACGCAUCUCGGUCUUUCCAAAAGACGGUUAACUACCAUCGCUCCGUUGAUGCUCCUUGGCGACAAAAGUUCAACGCUUCCGUUAGGAGGUUCUGUAAGAUCGACCAAAUUGAUACGGAAGAAGUGUCUAUCAGCGAGUAUGUACCUACAGAUGAGGAGCUACGUGCAAGGUCACUGGGAACGGCCGAGAAAGAGCUCGAAACUAGACUCAGCUCGUCAGAGGACACCCCAAUGCAGGAAGUCGACGAAGUCGAAUACGAGGAACAGGCUUCAGAGCAGCCAGAAGCCGAACGCCCAGACUUGUCCUCGUUGACCAAUGCUGCUGCCUUUAUAGAGGCAGAGGAGGCGGCAGAGGCGGCAGCACGAGCCACCCCAGCACCUCCCAAGCCUGCUAAGUAUGACGCAGUCCGUGAUCUGUUCGUCGCUGAGUCGGAGCCUGCUCCCGUGGCGACUACACCCAAACCUGAGCAGGCUAAGCUUAAUUUGCUGGCUGAGCUCUGCCUCUCCAACCCUCGCAAUGCAAUUGUUUCGGUGGAGCAUGAUAUCAAGGGACCAAGCAGUUCUGUUCCUACGCAGAGCUACCUUCCUCCGGUUGAGAUGCAGCCCCCCAUCUCUAGUGAGAGGGAGAAUAGCUAUGUACCUGGAACUCCAAUCCCAUCACUUCGGGAACCCAGGAUGAUGACGGCGGAAAAUAUGGACCGCCCCAGCCAGCCUUAUUCACAACCAGAACAGCUCGCACCGCCUUCGAUCCUUCGACAGAGUGAUUCACUCGGCGACCAUCGACCUUACUUGCCCAUUCAGCAGCCUCCUAAUGAGAGCCCGUUAUAUCCACCCAUCCAGGAUCAUGUUGCUACAUCACAGCAGGUCCCACCACCAAUGGUACCGGAGUAUUCGUCUGGCCACCACUACCCUCCUCCGUCUCAAGACCAUGGCGGCUACAGUUCUUCUCACCCUGGCUACCCCGUUCCCGAAUAUAGGGACAGCCCCCCCAUCCAGCGAUCGUAUGAUCCAAGGAUGGAGAGACGUUUGAGUGGAUACGGCGCCGAAAACUCGGCAUAUGGUCGGACAUACUGGUCGCAGCAGCCUCCUUCUGGUCCUCCUCCGCCCCAGACACCUCCUGCUGUUGCUCAACCCCCUCCGCCCUCGCAGCAUUACCUUCCACCCCCUCACCCCUCGACGGGCCACUCCCGUGUUCCAUUCUCGAGUCAUGCAACCGCAGAGCCUCUGCCUCCAUUGCGGCCUCCACGAGCUCGAAAUCAGUCUCUCCAGGACGAGUCGAUGGUAGAUCCUGGUUUGCGCCCGAACCCUCCCUCGAGUUCUUUCAGCAAUUUUUAUUCUUCUGGACCUUCAAGGCAAUACCAUCAUGGCUACCCGGCCCCUGAGGCUCAGCCUCUCCCCAGUUUCCAGUCGCGUCCUAGCGAUAGACUAAUGCCGAAUCCGCAGCAACCGCCACCGGGUUCUGGUUAUCUCAACUCGCCUCCUCCGCCACCUUCGUAUGGACCCCCAACCACAUCCCCGACAUUUGCUCCAAUGCAACUCGGAGUCCCGCCUCUCACCCACGGCUCUCCAGACGAUGGGCGCAUGGGGCUGGGUGGCCCAUUCCGUCAUCGAUCUAAUGGCUCGAUCUCGGGCUCGGCAGCCGACUUGAACUCGAAAUAUCGUAAACUCCAGCCCGCCCCCAUGCCAGCCCAUAGGUCCUGGUCUAACAAGCCGGAACUCAAAACAAUACCAUAUGAUCACAAGAAUAGUUCGGGUGAUGCUGCUGCCCUCCCUAACUCCGGUCCCACGCAGAUCCGGGGUUGGAACGUCAACCAACAUCGCCGACGGCCACGCUCGGACAGACGUGACACGAUGGAUGUUGCGAAUGACAGAGAGGACUCCCGAUAG
Molecule: messenger RNA, 3420 nt
Organism: Clonostachys solani
Lineage: Eukaryota; Fungi; Ascomycota; Sordariomycetes; Hypocreales; Bionectriaceae
Source: the annotation of a GenBank genome assembly